This is a messenger RNA of Rotaria sordida, 555 nucleotides long. The record is from the annotation of a GenBank genome assembly. Lineage: Eukaryota; Metazoa; Rotifera; Eurotatoria; Philodinida; Philodinidae.
AUGGUUUCAAAUAAUGUUAAAAUUGAAAAUUUUUUCGUACGUGAUGAUGGACAAUUUUUACCUAACAAUAAUAAUUUACCAGUUAUAGUCUAUCGACAAGUAUUCGAUAGUAAAUCAGUUUCAGCAUCAAACUGGGAACAAUUAUUUAAACAAAAUAAUUUUGGUAAAUCAUGGCGUGAUGGAAUAUUUUCUUUUCAUCAUUAUCAUUCAACUGCUCAUGAAGCUCUUGGUUGUUAUGGUGGUCGUGCACAAGUACGAUUAGGUGGUGAUAAUGAACAAGUACUCAAAGAUGUUGAAUUAACUGCUGGUGAUUGUAUUUUAAUUCCAGCUGGUGUUGCUCAUAAAAAUAUAGGACAAGAUGGAGAUUUUGGUGUUGUCGGAGCUUAUGAUAUAGAUGGAAAAAAUUAUGAUAUGAAUUAUGGUAAAAAUGAUGAAGAAAGACGUAAAGCUGAAGAAAAUAUAAAACAGGUAAGAGUACCUCGAAUGGAUCCUGUUGUUGGUGAAAACGGUGGCUUGAUUCAAUAUUGGAAGAAUGCUCGUCAUCAAGACACAUAA